ACUAUUCCAUACCAAGCCCUGCGGCAGAACAAUGUCCCAUUCCCAUAGUCUGCGUUGUCUACACAGACUGUUCAGAGCCCUUCCAUGGCUAAGCACCCGGCAUAGAGUUUACUUACAUGGCUCUUCCCACCACCUUACUCAUCCAUACAUCACCUGUACCAGUUGCUGAGGAGAGGAGAGGGACGAGAUCUCUCCACCCAGAGAUCAUUCUUGGUUCUGGCUCUGCUAGCCAGCACCUCCUUCCCGUGCCUUCUUCUACCCCCUCUGUAGUGGGCUACUUAACUCUUUCAUCUUCCCCCAGCCCAUUCUUAUGCACUAAUUAGGCACAGUCAGGUCCACCGGGGUGGGGGUGGGGGGAAUAACUGGUGUUUACGUGGUCAGCUGGCUCAGCUGUGGGUUCCUAGCACUCUGCCACAGCCUCACGAGUUGGAAAUUUGUCCCCAAAUCCUCCCUUUCAUCAAGGGAUUCCUAGUUGUACCCCCAGGCUUGCCACGCUGCCGGGGCUGCUGCUCUCGGCAUCCCUCCGGGGGUGCAUUACAGAGCGCGAUGUUCAUUCUUUAUUUUGGUUGGGUUUGAGAGUCAAACUGUCACAUUUGCUUAUCCCUCCCCCCAUCUCCUUAGCCGGAAGCUGUGACACUGGGGGAUGGGAGAAGAAAGGUUUUCAGACCAACAGGAAACACUUUUACAUCUCAGAUCUUCCUGCCUCUAACCCUAAGAGCAAGUAAGCGGACGGGCACGGCACGUUCUCCUCCCACCCUCUGUGCUUUCUCCUCAUGCUUACGGACCAUUUGUUAGAGACAACGUCAGCACGUCAGCCUGCGAUUUCGGACCCGACACCGGGGGCUGCAGUGGCUGAGGGCAGGUGCCGUGCGUGGGGGAGCUGGUGAGAAGAGAUGGGGUGCUGCAGCAUAAGCACCCGGCGAGCUGCGUCGGCGGGGACGUGCCAGGAUGAGAUGGAGCUGCUGGAAAUAGGUGGUAGCAGAAAAUGGUCCAUUUCGGAAGCUCAGAGUGAAGGCUCCCUCCAUCUCAGGGACCCCGUGACCGCGACAGAGACUGCGACAGAGACAGGAGGUAACCUGAGGCUAGCUGAAGAGGAAGAUUUCCAGGGGAGGAUCAGCGAGCUGAACCCACAGGCAGAAGUGCUGUGGGGGAGAACACGGGAGGAACUAAGGAACGUCCUAUUCACACAGCCCAUCACUGGCUGGGAAGGGAGGACCAUCCACUCCCUUGGGGAAAUAGUAUGGUCCUCACUGGUUCUUAUGCGCAGCUGUCACAUGGAGGAGAUGUCCGAACGGUACAUUGUGCUGUUCCCCUUCCAGCUGUUGAUUCUGUCAGUGGAUCACAUGAAGAAGGCGUUUGUCUACCAGGGCCUGCUUCCGCUGGCGGGGAUGAGCGUGAGGGAUGUGCCGAGUGACACCGGCUGCAUGUUUGAAAUGAUGGGGCCCAUGAUAGAAUCCAGGAUCAUCUCAUGCCUGAGUCCAGCUGAAUUCCACAUCUGGGUUCUCAGCAUCCAGCAGCACAUCAAGAUGGCAAAUGCUCACUGUCCAGCCCACCCCAGCAAUAUCAUUUCUUUCCUGGUUCCAUGUGAUGAGCAGUGGAAGAAACGGAAGCUGAUGAAGCAUCUGUUUUACACCACCAUUCUGAAGUGGGAAGGGAAACCCAUCCAGCACCUAGGACGGAUACACUACCUGGCCAUGGUGCAAGUGGCUUAUGCCAGCAUGGGGGACUUUAAAGAGAGGCUGCUGGCGCUGUUUCCAGAGGAUCUGGUUUUCCUCUCCGUAGACAGAGAGAGAACCGGCAUUGCCUAUGAGGGAAAGCUCCCUCUAGCUGGGAUCCAAGCAAAGGAGAAAUCUGCUGUGCUGGGGCGGCUGGAAUUUGAAAUCACAGGAAGCCUGACGGAACCGAUCCUGGUCGCCUGCUCCACCGCUGAAGAUUAUGAAAAAUGCCUCUUCUACCUACAAAAGCCUGAGCAAAUCCUUGACACGGUGACUGUCCAGCCCCCACCAAUGGUGCCGAAGAAAUCACUGCAGCGUUAGAGCCAUGGAGCCUAUGGAAAAGGCUAGCACCCAGUGACAGCGCUGACUGGAGGGGCCAGAUUGAUGGCUCAGGAUGCUGGAGGAAGGAGCCCCCCAUUGGCAAAACUAGAGAUGGCCCAGAAACAACUUGAAUCCAAACCCCUUCAGCCUGAGAAGGUUGAAUUGUGAGGCCUCGAUCUGAACCUACCCUGUGGGGUACGGUCCCUGGCUGGACUCAUUCAUUCGUGCCCAGGUUAGCUGCUGUUCCCGAUGGCCUGUUGGAACCCCCUGGAUAUAAUCCCGGUUGAUCAGACUCCUUGGGGAGGAAUCCUUCCUGGUUUGAUCACUUUAUUUAUUGGCUGCUGCUUCUUGGAGAGAGAAAUAACCUAAAGUAGUGUGUAAAUAGGAUGGAUAAAACCCAUCAGCCCAAGUCCAAGCCUUGUGCAGAAAGGAGCCUUCCUGUUAUAGAGUUUAAGGCCAGACGGGACCGCCCAAUCAUCUAGGCUGACCUCCCGUAUAGCAC
Molecule: messenger RNA, 2538 nt
Organism: Mauremys mutica (yellowpond turtle)
Lineage: Eukaryota; Metazoa; Chordata; Testudines; Geoemydidae
Product: probable pleckstrin homology domain-containing family N member 1
Exons: 12
Coding region: 894-2036 (380 amino acids)
Source: RefSeq, a predicted model, not a curated record